UCCUUAAAUAUACCCGUCAUGAACCCCAGGUAGCCUCGAACAAGCUGUCGCCAUGGAUUACCGUGAUACCGCAUCGGCAGCUCCGAAUGGAGAGCCAGCCGCAGUUCCCGCUCGUCCGCGUCCUCCAUAUUUGCGCCCCGAUAGCAACCAGAGUAGCUUCUUCGGCGACGUUGAGAUGGCCCACGACGAGCUCUUUUCUGGCCCCAUCGCCGAAAGCCUUCCAAGCAGUAUCUCGGCCUUCUCUCAUCGCCGGUCUCGAGCCGAUUCCACGACCAGCUUUCUAUAUUACGAGGACGAUGAGCCGAGCAUUGACAGAGAUAUCCAGGACUUCGCCGGAGCGGUGAUAGACGACGACGAGGACGACGAUCAUUCAGUCGACGAUGACAGUUUGGCCUAUAACCAUGACUAUGUGCUCCAUCGAUGCUCCUCGACACUAUCGCGUAACUCUGUGAACGCCCAUCUUCUUCGCAGGGAUAGCAAUGUCACGACUGGCAGCUCACAUCCUUUCAGCCGCACAAGCCAAAAGAUCUACGUGGAGACUGAAGAUUUGACUAUUGCAAUUGCUGGAUUUCGCACAAGAACCACGGGCUACGUCGCCUAUCUGAUCCUCUGCAUUCUAUCCGGAGGCAUUGCGUAUUUGGUCUUCCGUUGGCUCCCCAGACUGUACAUCGCUCUCCUGGGGCAGAGUUGCCCACUGAGGGAUUGCAGCUGGGUGGUUAUAGAGAACCAAUGGGGCGAGAUGGAGAUCUCACAAGUGCGAGUCCAGGACUAUGGCCAGCCUCUUUCCUCAAUGUUUGGGCUUCCCGAAAAGCCGAUGGCCUAUGGUCUGGAUGACGAGACUGAUCCCGUCGUUGAUGACCUUCGAUCGCUCAACUACCGCUACGUUCGAUUCUGCUAUCACCCUCUCAAGGACAAAUUCGUUCUAUUCAGCGGCUGGAAGGAUCCGAGCUGGACUGAUAUGAAAGCCGUGCGCGCUGGUCUCGAUAGCGAUGAAAAAUCGAUCCGCGAAAUCCUCUUUGGCAACAACCUCAUCGACAUAGAGCAGAAAUCUAUGAGCCAGCUGCUUGUUGACGAGGUGUUACAUCCCUUCUACAUAUUCCAGAUCGCUAGUAUCAUUCUCUGGUCACUGGAUUCAUACUACUACUACGCCAUCUGCAUCUUUGCCAUGUCUGUUGGGAGCAUAGCGACGACGCUCGUUGAAACUCGAGCAACAAUGAAACGACUGCGCGAAAUCUCCCGCUUUGAAUGUGACGUCCGAGUGCUGCGGAACGGGUUUUGGACAUACAUUUCGUCUGCCGAUCUCAUUCCUGGCGAUGUCUACGAGCUCAGCGACCCUAACCUGACCCAGCUUCCCAGUGACAGCUUAUUGCUCACAGGCGACUGCAUUGUCAAUGAGAGCAUGCUCACGGGGGAAUCUGUUCCUGUUUCAAAGGCUCCAGCGAACGAUCAUACGUUGGCACAACUCGACCUCACCGCGUCGACCGUUUCUCCCGAAGUUGCGCGCCACUUCCUCUUCUGUGGGACGAAAAUCAUCCGGGCGAGGCGCCCCCAGGAAGAUGCAGGAGGCGAUGCGGUUGCCCUGGCGCUCGUUGUCCGGACUGGGUUCAGUACCACCAAGGGCGCUCUCGUGCGAUCCAUGUUGUUUCCCAAACCCUCAGGCUUCAAGUUUUAUCGUGACUCGUUCAGAUAUAUCAGCGUCAUGGCCGUUGUUGCCCUGCUUGGAUUCAUCGCCUCUUUCGUCAACUUCAUUCGGUUGCAGCUAGAGUGGCACCUGAUCAUUGUCCGUGCCCUCGACCUCAUCACCAUCGUUGUGCCGCCGGCUUUGCCUGCAACCUUGACCAUUGGCACCAACUUUGCUCUCGCCCGCUUGAAAAAGGCCAAGAUCUUCUGCAUCAGUCCGCAGAGGGUGAAUGUCGGCGGAAAGCUGGACAUCAUGUGCUUUGAUAAGACAGGCACGCUCACAGAAGACGGCCUGGACGUCCUUGGCGUCCGGGUUGUUUCAGUGGAUGAACAUAAGUUUAGCGAUGUCAUUUCAGAGCCCCGGCUAUUUGAGCAGCGAGAGACGAGCGCCUCCUCCCAGGCCAUAUUACAAGCCGCUCUUCAUGCCAUGGCAACUUGCCAUUCCCUUCGCUCCGUUGAUGGCGAGCUCGUGGGCGAUCCGCUGGACCUCAAGAUGUUCGAAUUCACGGGCUGGUCGUUUGAAGAGGGCAAGCACAAUGUCAUGGAAGGCGAGGACGAGGAGUACGGGAGUCUUUCGCCUUCAAUUGCCUCUCCCCCUGAUAAAUCCAUCCAACUGGGCGUCCUCAAGUCGUUCGAGUUUGUCUCGCAGCUGCGAAGAUCCAGCGUUAUUGUGAGGCACUUUGGAAGAAAAGACGGUGAUAUCUUCGUCAAAGGCGCUCCAGAAGCUAUGCGAGAAAUAUGCCGGCCUGAAAGCAUUCCAAAGGACUACGAUGAGCUGCUCUCAUUCUACACUCACGGGGGUUACCGCGUCAUCGGAUGUGCUACACGACAUCUUAACCGACUUAGCUGGGUGAAGGCGCAGAAGAUGACCCGCUCAGAGGUUGAACGAGAUCUCGAUUUCAUCGGCUUCAUCAUCUUCGAGAACAAGCUGAAGCCCAGCACAGCGGAAGUGUUGAAGGAGCUCAAAGACUCCAACAUUGCCACUGUGAUGGUUACAGGCGACAACAUCCUCACGGCGGUUAGCGUUGCCAGAGAAUGCGGCCUUCUCGACCGCCACGCGCACUGUUUCGUACCUCGAUUUCUUCAGGGCGACUCUCGGGAUCCCACAGCAGAGCUGCAGUGGGAGAGCAUCGAUAACAGCAUGUAUUGCCUCGACAAGACAAAUCUGACUCCGCUUCCAGCGCCGCCAGAAGGCGACAUCUCCCUUCCUUACGACAUCUCCAGCAUGCAAAAUUAUUCUCUGGCUGUAAGCGGCGAGGUAUUUCGAUGGAUAAUCGACUAUGCCCCAGCGGACAUUGUUUCCAAGAUGCUCGUGAAAGGAAAAGUGUUCGCCAGGAUGUCUCCAGAUGAAAAGCACGAAUUGGUGGAGAAGCUGCAAAGUAUCGACUAUUCCUGCGGCUUUUGCGGUGACGGCGCGAAUGACUGUGGCGCUCUCAAGGCUGCAGAUGUGGGCAUUUCAUUGUCGCAAGCCGAGGCCUCGGUAGCCGCGCCAUUCACUUCCCAGGUCUUUGAUAUUCGGUGUGUGUUAGAAGUCAUCCGGGAGGGACGGGCAGCUCUGGUGACGAGCUUCAGCUGUUUCAAGUACAUGAGUCUGUACUCGGCGAUACAGUUCACCUCGGUUAGCUUCCUCUACUCGAAAGGGUCAAACCUGGGAGACUUUCAGUUCCUUUUCAUCGACCUUCUCCUCAUCCUUCCGAUUGCCGUCUUCAUGGGCUGGGCUGGGCCUGCGGAAAAGCUCUGUCGGAAGCGACCAACCGCGGACCUCGUCUCGCGCAAGGUCCUUGUGCCUCUGCUCGGGUUGAUGGGCAUCAGCAUAGCGAUCCAAGCCAUAGCAUAUGUCACCGUUCGAGAACAGCCUUGGUACACACCACCGGAGCUGAAGCAUGGCGAAACCAGCAUCACAAGCUCGGAGAACACCGCGCUGUUCCUCGUUUCAUGCUUCGAAUACAUCUUCUCUGGAGUGAUCCUCAACGCAGGGCAUCCGUUCAGGCAUCCACUAUGGGAGAACUGGCCAUUCAUCACAACCAUCGUUCUAAGCCUAGCAGCAACCGUAUACAUGAUUGCGGGCCCACCCCGUUGGUUGUUUGAUCUGAUGCAACUGAGCAGCAUGAGCAGGAGCUACAGCCUGUUCCUGGUCCUGUUGGGCUUGAUGUUCUUGGCCGUGGCCUGGGUGUAUGAGAAGAUGCUCUCACUGCCACUUGCAAGGGGCCUGGGCGUGGUCAUCAAGUGGAUCACCGGGCACGCGAAGCAACGGAAGCAAUACAAGGUGAUACAGGAAGAAUUGAGGAAGGGAGGUGCGUUAUAA
This is a messenger RNA of Trichoderma citrinoviride, 3985 nucleotides long. Its product is annotated as cation transporter. Gene Ontology annotation, biological process: intracellular calcium ion homeostasis. Gene Ontology annotation, cellular component: membrane. Lineage: Eukaryota; Fungi; Ascomycota; Sordariomycetes; Hypocreales; Hypocreaceae. Gene Ontology annotation, molecular function: ATP binding; ATP hydrolysis activity; P-type ion transporter activity. The transcript has 14 exons. The record is from RefSeq and is a predicted model, not a curated record. The coding region runs from base 53 to 3985 and encodes 1310 amino acids.